AUGACAUCACACGCACGCCAAGACGCUAGAGAGAAAGCGGGGAUCUUAGAGGGAAAGAACCAUGUAUACGAGUAUGGAACGACAACGACAUCGCGACACGUUCGUUUCGAUGCGAAAAAGAAAGAGACGUAUGAGAACUACAACAAUUUGAUUGGAUGGGAUGAUCUCUUGUCAUGGCAGAGAGACAACGAAUUCAUCCUUACAUCUCAUCGGCGAGCGACGUUUUCGUACCUCCGCUCUCUGAAGAGCGCCUUUGAAGUCCACAAUGAGACGGUAAAUAUCUGGUCUCACAUUCUGGGUACCACCGUGUUCUUCUUCAUCGCAACCAUUUUGUAUUUUCCCACACGCCAGAUUCGUGAUGAAGGAGACAGUACAAAUGGUGAUGACGAAGCAAUCUACGUCUACUUCGGUUCCGUCAUAGCUUGUUUCUUCUUUUCGUUCAUGUAA
This is a messenger RNA of Alternaria burnsii, 447 nucleotides long. RefSeq lists its product as uncharacterized. Gene Ontology annotation, molecular function: signaling receptor activity. Gene Ontology annotation, cellular component: membrane. The coding region runs from base 1 to 447 and encodes 148 amino acids. Lineage: Eukaryota; Fungi; Ascomycota; Dothideomycetes; Pleosporales; Pleosporaceae. The transcript has 3 exons. The record is from RefSeq and is a predicted model, not a curated record.